This is a messenger RNA of Tripterygium wilfordii, 1731 nucleotides long. Its product is annotated as lysophospholipid acyltransferase LPEAT1-like. Gene Ontology annotation, molecular function: lysophosphatidylethanolamine acyltransferase activity. The coding region runs from base 175 to 1344 and encodes 389 amino acids. Gene Ontology annotation, biological process: phospholipid metabolic process. Gene Ontology annotation, cellular component: endoplasmic reticulum. NCBI's taxonomy places the organism in Eukaryota, Viridiplantae, Streptophyta, Magnoliopsida, Celastrales, Celastraceae. The record is from RefSeq and is a predicted model, not a curated record. The transcript is spliced from 9 exons.
CUUUUCCUUUCCGUAUCCGCAAUUGCAUCGCAGAUCUCUGACAAGUAACAACCACUGCUCUCUUCCAUUUCCGUCUGGCCCUCUUCCUUCCCAAAAUAUAAUUUCCCUCUUCUCCAACGUGAACUCCCCAAAUACGGAAAAUCCCAAUCGAUUCCAUUUUUUUAUAUAAUAAAAAUGGAAUCCGAGAUGAAGGAUUUGAAUUCCAAGCCACCGAAGCCCCGUCCACCGGAGUCCGCCAUGCACGAUAGCGCCACCGCCAAGGACGAUCGGCCUCUCCUCAAGCCCGAGGCCGUCGGUGUUUCAAUCGAAAGCCUCCAGGACAUGGAGAAGAAAUUCGCUGCUUAUGUACGGAAUGAUGUGUACGGGCCCAUAGGACGCGGCGAGUUGCCAUUGCUGGAGAAGGUCCUGCUCCCUUUGGCUUGUGUCACGCUGGUGCCGAUACGAGUUAUUGUUGGCAUGAGUGUAUUAGUGCUCUAUUACUUGAUUUGUCGGAUUUGUACUCUCUUCUCGUCGCCGAAUCGGGAUGCGGAGCAGGAGGAUUACGCGCACAUGGAAGGUUGGAGGAGAGCCGUGAUUGUCUGGUGCGGGAGGUUUUCCUCUCGAGUAAUGCUCUUCGUGUUUGGGUUUUAUUGGAUUAACGAGACAUAUCGGAAUCCGGAAGUUUCACAAGACAAGCUCUCAUCCACCAAUGAGGAGGAGGGCAAAGAACAAUCAGAAUACCCUGAAAGACUUGGAGCAAUUGUAUCUAAUCAUGUAUCAUAUUUGGAUAUUCUGUACCAUAUGUCUUCUUCUUUUCCGAGCUUUGUUGCUAAGAGAUCAGUGGCUAAACUUCCUCUUGUUGGUCUCAUCAGCAAGUGCCUUGGUUGUGUUUAUGUUCAGAGGGAGUCUAAGUCAUCUGACUUCAAGGGUGUUGCAGGUGUUGUGACUGAAAGAAUUAAGGAAGCUCACCAAAAUGGGUCUGCCCCUAUCAUGAUGCUUUUCCCAGAGGGCACAACUACAAAUGGAGACUACAUCCUUCCAUUCAAGACGGGUGCCUUUUUAGCAAGAGCUCCUGUGCGCCCGGUGAUACUAAGGUAUCCUUACCAGAGAUUCAGUCCUGCCUGGGACUCAAUAUCCGGGGCUCGCCAUGUACUAUUCCUUCUUUGCCAAUUCAUUAAUCACAUGGAGGUGACAUGGUUACCUGUCUACAACCCAUCACAGCAAGAGAAAGAUGAUCCAAAGCUCUAUGCCGAUAAUGUUCGAAGAUUGAUGUCUAGAGAGGGCAAUUUGAUAAUGUCAGACAUUGGGCUAGCAGAGAAGAGAAUAUACCAUGCUGCUCUCAAUGGUUUGUUUUCCGAAUGCUAGUUUGGAUUCGCCACUCUGUAUAUUCUUUGUAUGAUUCUGUUUAGCUAGCAAUACUAUUAGAAUUCAUAUAGCAAAUCACAUGGGAAACGGGUAUCUUCACUGUCGUUGGUUGAAAAUGUAUUUACCUGGACGGCUGGACUCUGAGGCAUCAUUUUGGAGCAUUACUGGCGAAUGUUCUUUCUUGUUCAGUGGGUGGCUGCUUAGGCGUUGCUGCUUAGGCGUUGCUGCUGGUGCUGCUUAACUUGGUAUUCCUCUGUAGAUUUUAGUACUAGUUACUCAUCCACGUUAUCUUACCCUUUCUUUUUUUAAUACCGCAAUUAUUUGAAGGAAAUUUACACCUAUACGUAUAUUUCAAGCUUCCGCUAACAAUAGAAAUUUGUUACAGAU